UGGGCGGAAACGAUGCUAAAAACAUUAGCGACUCUCGGGCUUUCUGUGAGUGUUUUCACUCGAACUUUGUAGAAGACUCAGGAUAAAACCAGGCGCCUGGACCCUCAGACAUCCCCUCACGCCGCGGGGGACGAUUACACACCCGUGAACACGUAUUCAUUAUCAAGUGUUCAGGGGGUUUUGCUUAGCUAGCUAGCUGUUUGGAUCUCCCAGUGCAGGUCAUCCAAAAUGGAUGACAGUAAGCAGAUUGUCGGUGGAAAGGUGAAGAAACCAGGGAAACGCGGUCGAAAGCCCGCCAAGAUCGACCUGAAGGCGAAGUUGGAGCGGAGCAGGCAGAGUGCGCGAGAGUGUCGAGCCAGAAAGAAGCUGCGCUACCAGUACCUGGAGGAGCUGGUGUCCAGUAAAGAAAGAGCUAUCUGCGCCCUGAGAGAAGAACUGGAGAUGUACAAGCAGUGGUGUAUCGCCAUGGACCAGGGAAAAAUCCCAUCGGAAAUCAAAGCUCUUCUAACAGGAGAUGAUCAGAAAGGCUCACAAAGCAGCAGCGCCACCAAAAUACCCAAAAAUGGCAAAUACAACUCCUCAGGCAUCAGCCAGAGCAAGAUGACUUAGAAGAAGAAGCUUCUCUUUAAAGACAGUCCAGACUCGCUCCGGAUACCGAAGAGGGGCGAUCGAUAGAGCUAUGUAGACUGGUGUAUAUGAAGGAUGGAAGGACAGUGCAGAAGUCCCUCUCUUUUUUUUUUUUUUUAUGUUAAGGAACACUAAGUCACAUCCACAGUGCUGUGUUUUUUCUUUAUUCUUGUCUCAGAUCAGAUUUAGAAAGAAGUGAAAGCCGACAGUGAGGCAAGAUGUGAAUUCUUGCAGAUUCAAGAAAGUCAGAAAACAAAUUGUGCAAGACAGCAACACGCAUCAACCUCCAAAGGACUCGCGAGACGUGCGCACACACACAGGGUGCGGCAGGAAAGUUUAAGCUCUAAGCACUUUAAAGAAUUUUUGAAGAUUUGCAUAGCACUGGGUUAAAGCUCUUUGUUCUUGUCGAUGUUGCGGAGUCAAACCUGUUUUGAUUCAGAUGUAUUUAUUCCUUAAUGAAACGUAGCGCACUUUCCUUCUUUUUUUUUUUUCUUUGUUCCUCCACAACUGUAAAAUGUGGAUUCAGCUUUUGUUUUUAGUCACUAUAACUCUGGUUAAGAGUCGUCUAGCUUCUGUUUUAAGAAACGCAGUUCUGUUCGUAUUACUUUGACUUGUUCACUUAUAUCUGCCUUGACUCGCCGUCUCUCUUAUUUCUCUCUCUCUCUCUUUCACACACUCGUGGAGAUUCGGAAUCAGUACUCAAUAGGAUGCUGGGAAAUCAUGUUCAGCUUCUUAACUUUUAGAUUAAUAAAACAUGCACACGAACACCACUGGACAGUCCACUUAAAAAAGAAAAAAAAAAGUCAAGAAAGAAUUAUUUGUACGAAAACCAAAAUCAAGUUUAAGGCGCUAAUCGGACGUGUUGCUAAACAAACAGUAUUUUGUACAAUAUGACUAAUUUGAAUUGAAUGAUGUUUAUAUUUAUGUAGACCUCACAAACAAAUCAACAGUAAAUACGUAAGUAACGACUCACUAAUGAAUAACGUACUGUCGGACAGUGAUGCGUUUGUGGUUCCUCAUUUCCUGCCUGUCCGUUUCCAAUAAUUAUGAUGUUAUUAUUUUGCACAGAAAUAUAUGGAUAUUUUUAUAUUUAUGUAUAAAGUAUGUAUAGAACCUGUUGGCAGAAGCUGAAAUUAUUUGUCUAUGUAACAAAAAAAAAGAUAUAUAAUAAAGAUGUGCAAUUGCUUAGCGUAAAAUAA
This is a messenger RNA of Clarias gariepinus (North African catfish), 1826 nucleotides long. It is a transcript of the gene crebl2, whose product is annotated as cAMP responsive element binding protein-like 2. The transcript has 3 exons. Gene Ontology annotation, biological process: regulation of DNA-templated transcription. Gene Ontology annotation, molecular function: DNA-binding transcription factor activity. Lineage: Eukaryota; Metazoa; Chordata; Actinopteri; Siluriformes; Clariidae. The coding region runs from base 229 to 609 and encodes 126 amino acids. The record is from RefSeq and is a predicted model, not a curated record. Gene Ontology annotation, cellular component: nucleus.